Molecule: messenger RNA, 1491 nt
Organism: Melanotaenia boesemani (Boeseman's rainbowfish)
Lineage: Eukaryota; Metazoa; Chordata; Actinopteri; Atheriniformes; Melanotaeniidae
Product: homeobox protein Hox-B2-like
Exons: 3
Coding region: 49-741 (230 amino acids)
Biological process (GO): regulation of transcription by RNA polymerase II
Cellular component (GO): nucleus
Molecular function (GO): RNA polymerase II cis-regulatory region sequence-specific DNA binding; DNA-binding transcription factor activity, RNA polymerase II-specific
Source: RefSeq, a predicted model, not a curated record
UCCCUAGAUAAAGAAAGGCAGACGGUUCAUAGAAAUGUCUGAAGAAAUAUGGCAGAGGCUUCCUCGGGCGCCCCAAGUUGCCAGCGGAUUACUUUGCAAAUCCAGAGCUCAGUCAUUGGUGGACGGCUGCACGUGACUACGGCACCCUUCUGUUCCAGGUUGAACCUGCAUGAAAAGUCUGAGUGCCCACUGGAGCCUGUGGUUCACUGCCAUGCCAAGGGCAAGCUGGACAUAAAGAGCAGGAGCUGCAGUAUACUCACCAUCUGCCACUCUGGGGUAAUUUUUCCCUGGAUGAAGUCACGGACGGCUGCCUCUGAACAAUCUGUAAGUGGUGGCAUGGCAGCUGGUGUGUCAGGCAAAGGAGUGAAGAGGGAGAGAACAGCCUUCACCAGCAACCAGCUGCUGGAGCUGGAGAAAGAGUUCCACUUCAGUCCUUACCUAUGUCGUCCCCGGAGGCUGGAAAUGGCUGCUGAGUUGCAGCUUACUGAUCGGCAGGUCAAGAUCUGGUUUCAAAAUCGCAGAAUGAGACACAAGAGGGAGUCCAUGUAUGGAAAUGUGCCACAAAGGUCUCCUUGCAAUAUAAACUCUUGUGCAGAUCACCUAGGACUCCCAUCAGCAUGUGCUUUCAAAACUUCCUCCACUUCUUCCUCAGACCUGUACUCCAUGGAUUGUGCUGUCUCAUCCAUGUUUGGUGCUUUUAGCAGUAGCAGUGGUGCUCAGUGUUUUCACCCUGCAGAUUAGCGCCAUCUCAAUUUCAUGCUUCCAUCUAUUGCAAAUGGUCCACCACCCUCCUGCACAGACGUAGAUGGUCAUCAGUGUGCUAGCAUUUCAAACUGGCCCUGAGGCCUUAUAAUGGCCAUCUGUUUGGUGCUCAUCAAAAUCUCAAUCAUACAUCCACUUUUACUUACUUGUGAAAGACUGGAGGGUGUCUGAUCAUCAUCCUAGGAAUGCAGUCCCCUAGGAGACCCUUUCAUUAUUCAUAAAAAAAUUUAAUUAAACGGUAUGAACACAUCUUAAUUAAAGGAGAGCCAAGCAAUACCAUUUCGGUUUUUCAGGCACAAACUGAAGACUUCUAGUUUUAAAAUGUGCUUUUCAUACAUUUCAUAGCACGUGGAAGACAUAGAACAAUUAUUAAUUACAUAUUUUUGCUGUAGCUUUGUAAUAUUAGUAUUAUUGCAUGUUCAGUGCAUGUGGGGAACAAUCUUUGAGUGACUUUUUUUUUUACUAUUUAUUUAUUUUUUCUUUAUUCCCUUUUUCUUGUUAGAUACUAAUUAAGUGGUUGUUACAUUUUUCUUAGGGCCUCUUAUCAUUGUGAACUAUGAUAGCAGCAAAAUGUUUUAACUGUGAAAUGAGCAAAAUUCUGUUAAUAUUUAAUUAUGUUAUAUUUUUGUUGAAGGCAUUACAGCAUCCAGUAAGUCUUUCAUAUUGCUCUUGAUUAAUUGAGAUGUCAUAUACUGUACAUGUUUAAUAAAUUCAUUUGGGAAAACUGUA